Messenger RNA from Spinacia oleracea (spinach), 1469 nucleotides. Its product is annotated as expansin-A6. Gene Ontology annotation, cellular component: extracellular region. Gene Ontology annotation, biological process: plant-type cell wall organization. Bases 120 to 905 code for a protein of 261 amino acids. The transcript is spliced from 3 exons. The record is from RefSeq and is a predicted model, not a curated record. Lineage: Eukaryota; Viridiplantae; Streptophyta; Magnoliopsida; Caryophyllales; Amaranthaceae.
UUCUUUCCCCUCCACAAUCCACUUCUCUCACCUCUCAUUAACACAAAACCUCUCUUUCUCUCUCUCCUCUUCUUAUCUUUCUCUCUCUGAAAAACAAAAAGAAUAAGAGUGGGAGAAAAAUGGCGAUGUUUAGUAUUUUCAACUUAAUCUCGCUAAUUACAUUAUGGGUUUCAUCAACAUUGGUUAAUGCUAGAAUUCCUGGAAAUUACCAAGGUGGUGGUUGGCAAACUGCUCAUGCUACUUUCUAUGGUGGCGCUGAUGCUUCUGGCACCAUGGGUGGAGCAUGUGGAUAUGGGAACCUGUACAGCCAAGGGUACGGUGUGAACACGGCCGCACUAAGCACAGCGUUGUUCAACAACGGCCUGAGUUGCGGAUCUUGCUUUGAAAUCAAGUGCGCCGAUGACCCCCGUUGGUGCCACCCCGGAAGCCCUUCCAUCCUAGUCACCGCCACCAAUUUCUGCCCUCCUAACUUCGCCCAAGCUAGCGACAACGGUGGGUGGUGCAACCCUCCCCGUCCUCAUUUCGACCUCGCUAUGCCCAUGUUCCUUAAGCUUGCCCAGUACCGCGCCGGUAUUGUCCCCGUCUCCUUCCGCAGGGUGCCAUGCCGUAAGCGUGGAGGAAUCAGGUUCACAGUAAACGGAUUCCGUUACUUCAACUUGGUAUUGAUCACCAACGUAGCAGGUGCAGGAGAUAUCACGAGGGCGUACGUUAAAGGAUCAAAGACUAACUGGAUGCCGAUGAGCCGUAACUGGGGGCAAAACUGGCAAUCAAACUCUGUUUUGGUUGGUCAGUCACUCUCCUUCAGGGUCACAGCCAGUGACAAGAGAUCCUCCACUUCUUGGAACAUUGCUCCCUCUAACUGGCAAUUUGGCCAAACUUUUACCGGCAAAAACUUCAGGGUUUAAAAAUAUUUACCCUCUCGCCCACUAAAAAAAACAUUUCAAAUUUCCCGGCUAUAGUUUUAGUUUUUUUUUUCUCCUUUUAAGAAAAACCUUAUUUUUACGGGGUUUUUCCUUUUCUUUUGUUUUUAAUUUAAUCCUGACCUCGCAAUUGGGGAAAGAGGGGUAAAAGUGUAAAAGAGAAGAAUGAGAAAAUUUGGCUUUUUAAAAAGACUUUUCUCAAUGUAGGUUUUGGAGGGAGGGGGUACGUGAAUUUGUCAAUUUGAAGUAUUUUGUUUACUUUUUAUUUUGGGGUUAAAAGUUUUGGGUUUGGAGGGAAAUGGAUGGUUGAUGAAAGUGUAAUAUUGGAGAAGGAAGGAGGGUAUAGAGGGAAAGGUGAAAAAAAGGCUGAAGUGACUGCAGAAAGGUGUAGCCCGCAGCCUAAUGAUGGAUUCGGUUCUAAUUAUGGAUUAAUUGUUAAUGAUAUAUGAUAAUAUAUAGUUUAGUGAAGUGUAAUGUGAUUUUCACUACUUAUGUUAUUGUGUAAAACUCUUGGCUUUUGGUUCAAUGGAAAGAACUUUGUUUGCGUUA